AUGCCCAACACGGAGAAGCUGGUCAACCACAGUGUUCGUGGCCAUGCACGGCAAUGGAGCCGUGCGCUGCGACAACAGCCUCUCGAACUGGAUGAUAAGGACAGGCAAGAGAUUGAGCCUUUGAGCCCAGUCGUACCACAACCAACUGCAGCGGAGGAGACUGGUAUUACACGGGGCUCUACGGCAUCACGUAAGACUUUCUGGGUGGCACAAGCACCCUGGAGCGCGAAGAAAGAUGGCAUAAGCGCUGCUUUGGAGUUUAGUCGCGCAUUGAUCGGCUACGUAUUAAUGCUUGCUGUUAUGACUUACAACAUCGGUUUCCUAUUCGCUGUCACGGGAAGCGUACUUCUCGGCGAGCUGGUAUUUGGGCGGUACACACGGGGUUCUGCAGGUCUAGCCGAGGAUGGCUGCCAUUCUUGA
Alternaria hordeiaustralica is the source of this 420-nucleotide messenger RNA. RefSeq lists its product as uncharacterized. Bases 1 to 420 code for a protein of 139 amino acids. The transcript has 2 exons. Lineage: Eukaryota; Fungi; Ascomycota; Dothideomycetes; Pleosporales; Pleosporaceae. Gene Ontology annotation, molecular function: copper ion transmembrane transporter activity. Gene Ontology annotation, biological process: intracellular copper ion homeostasis; copper ion transmembrane transport. The record is from RefSeq and is a predicted model, not a curated record. Gene Ontology annotation, cellular component: plasma membrane.